Molecule: messenger RNA, 1731 nt
Organism: Perca fluviatilis (European perch)
Lineage: Eukaryota; Metazoa; Chordata; Actinopteri; Perciformes; Percidae
Gene: echdc1
Product: enoyl CoA hydratase domain containing 1
Exons: 7
Coding region: 101-1036 (311 amino acids)
Biological process (GO): fatty acid beta-oxidation
Cellular component (GO): cytosol
Molecular function (GO): enoyl-CoA hydratase activity
Source: RefSeq, a predicted model, not a curated record
ACAUUUGUGUGUGUGUGUGUGUGUGUUGCCAUUAUCUGCUUCCUGUGACCUCUAGUUUCCGGGGGGACGAAUUUCAGAGUAACACCACACGAUAGGAAGGAUGGUACUGUGUGCAGUGAGGCGACAUCUCCUAAAGAGCAGCAGCAGCAGCAGCAGCUGUGGAGCCUGGGCCAGGCUGCUCCAGAGAGGUUGUGUGUACUCCAGCGUCCAUUGCUUGGACCAGGGGGAGAUCAGAGAGAAGCUGCAGGCCUUUCCUGGAGGAUCCGUUGACCUGCUCAAACAGGAGUCUGGCAUCGCUGUGCUGACCAUCAACUACCCGUCCCGCAUGAAUGCCUUCUCCGGCAGUAUGAUGGUGGAUCUGGAGGAGAGGGUGAGCCAGCUGGAGAGCUGGAUAGACUGUAAAGGCCUCAUUGUUCAGGGUGCUUCUGGAACGUUCUGCUCUGGAUCGGACCUCAGCGCUGUCAGGGCGAUAUCUAACCCACAGGAUGGGAUGAAGAUGUGUAUGUUCAUGCAGAAUGCUCUUACAAGACUACUCAGGCUGCCUCUGAUCUCUGUUGCUCUGGUGGAGGGGAGAGCGUUGGGAGGAGGUGCAGAACUCACCACUGCCUGCGAUUUCAGGUUAAUGGCAUCUGGCAGUGUGAUCCAGUUUGUCCAUAAACACAUGGGCCUGGUCCCAGGCUGGGGCGGCGCUGCUCGACUUGUCCGCAUUGUCGGAAGCCAGAAUGCACUGAAGCUGCUUGGUGGUGCUCUAAAAGUGGAUCCUGAACUUGGCCUGCAGAUUGGACUGGCAGAUGGAGUCCUGGAGGUCCCCCGGGCAGAGGAGGGUGUAGGGACUCUCCUCCAGCGGGCUGAAAACUGGCUCAGUCACUAUACAAAUGGAGCUGCCCCAGUGGUCCAGGCUGUGAAGAAGGUAGUGCUGUCAGGGAGAGAGCUCCCUCUGUCAGAGGCUCUGAGGACUGAGAAGGAUGUAUUUGGUACGGUGUGGGGCGGUCCAGCUAACCUGCAGGCUCUGGCCAGCAAAUCCAAACACAGAUGAGUGUCUGGGGUCACUUUUCUUAGAUCAGCCAAGAUGUUCAACUGACACAUUUUUGGAAAGCCCUGUCCAGGUCACAAUUGUGUAGAAGAGAACUGCUAUAAACUGACUCUAGAUUAAUUAGAUUAAGACACUUAGUUAGUUCUUUGGUGUGCUGAAGACAUUUACAAGUGCUUCUCAUUUCAUAAUCUGAAUGUUGUGUGGACUCUGGGUGUGUAGAGACACAUGUUUUGCUUGCAAGGACAAGGACUUAAGUCUCUAAUCCACUGAUUAGAGAUCAGUCACUGUAACAUACGUUAAUGGUUGUGAUGUAUUUUGUUUGGUAUCUGUCUAUGUGACAUUAUAGCUCAUUAUCACAAGAGGAGCUGAGAUACACAUUUAUAAACAGUGAUGCUGAUAAUGUGCUUGUUUUGUUCAUAUAUUGCAAACAUACCUCUGUGGGAAAACGAUGGAAUUAGGGGAGUUUUAUUAUGGGAUGAAAACUGAAUGAACACCAUGAAUAAAAACUCCCUUCCUUUGGGGUUAUAGUUUAGAAUCUGGACUCUGCAGCCUCCUGUUUACAACAAAACAUGUAUUCGUUGUGGUGCAGCGUCAGCUGACCUGAGAAAUGAUUUUGUUUCAUUAAUACUAUGUACACUGAUUCCUGUAUAUGAAGACUGAUUAGGUUUAGAUAUAAAUUUGAUGUAAUCAACAGUGAA